AGACUUCCUGGGAAUUUGAAAUGUCAAUUUGUCUACUGGUUAUAAAUGUGCUUAAUAGACAGACCAGCAAUAUGGAUGAUUCAAAGAUAAAUACUGAGAUUACUGGUGCUAAAGAAGGACUCCUAGAUGACAGCAAUUUCAUCUCCGAGGGAAAAAGUGGCAUUCCUAAACCACAAGAGAGUGAAACAUCAUUUCAGAAAAACAAUAUAUUGACUCUGCCGGAAGAGCUGUCAAGGGACAGAUCCGAAAAAGCCUUAAGUGGAGGCCAGAAGUCUCUAUUUAUACAUACUGGUGCUCCUACUGUUUCUACCGAAAACUUUAUCUUGCCUAAAGGAACUGCUGUUAAUGGACCAGUUUCACACUCCACCUUAACUAAAACUUCCAUUAUGAAUAAAGGUAAUGUUUCAUUAACCACUGGACAACCUGUGGGUCAUACAGAUUCCUGCUCAACUUUGCCAGCGGUACAUGAUCUCCAGCUGCCUGCAAAGAGUACAAUACAGAAAUCAAGUCAACACCAAGUGUUAUUUUUGUUACCUGAUGUAGCACAGGCUAAGAACCUGACUCAUUCCAUUAAAAAUCUACCUACCUCUGCUUCAGUUGGUUGUGAUAUACAGAAAUCAAUAGGAAAUAGUGUGAAAUCAGAUAGCACUUUAAUAAGCCAAGUAGAAGUGUGUGAGGAUAGCAAAAGUUUACUAGUAGACGAUGAUUGUGUCAAUACAUUAACAGGAAUUUCCUCAGGUACAGGUGGUUUCAGAUCAGGAAAUGAUACAAACUGGGAUCCACAAAAAGAGUUUAUACAGUUUCUUAUGACAAAUGAAGAAACAAUAGAGAAGUCUCCAGUUCACUGUAAAGUAGGUCUAGAGAAAAAGAGAAAAAGAAAAAUGGAUGUUAGCAAGAUAACACGUUAUACGGAGGACUGUUUUAAUGAUACAGAUUAUAUUCCCAGUAAAUCAAAAUUACUAAAUGUUGACUAUUUAGAGCAGAGUGAGGAUCUAGAAGUAGUAGAACCACAGAAAUAUGCAUUAACAAAAGUGAAGCCUGAAUCAACAGAUGAGGAGUUAGAAGCUGUUGAUGCUAUCCAACAAUUGAUUUAUAGUCCUACUAACAAAUGUGCAGAAGAUACUUCUCCAGUUCACACUAGCACUUUUCUUUCUAGUACUUUAAAAAACAAAUGUGAACAGAAUGAUUCAGAAUCACCAUCUACUUUUAGUACUGAUGAGCCAUCAUUUUAUCCUUGUACAAAGUGCAAUGUGAAUUUUAGGGAGAAGAAACACCUGCAUAGGCAUAUGAUGUAUCAUUUGGAUGGGAACAGUCACUUCCGUCAUCUCAAUGUUCCAAGGCCCUAUGCAUGUAGGGAAUGUGGACGGACAUUUCGAGAUCGUAAUUCACUUCUUAAGCACAUGAUAAUUCACCAGGAAAGAAGGCAGAAACUGAUGGAAGAAAUCCGGGAGUUGAAAGAACUUCAGGAUGAGGGUAGAAGUGCACGAUUACAGUGUCCACAAUGUGUAUUUGGUACCAAUUGUCCCAAAACAUUUGUGCAACAUGCUAAAACCCAUGAAAAGGAUAAAAGAUAUUACUGUUGUGAAGAAUGCAAUUUCAUGGCUGUGACAGAAAAUGAACUGGAAUGCCAUAGAGGGAUUGCUCAUGGAGCAGUAGUGAAGUGUUCAAUUAUCAGUAGUGAUAUGUCCCAGAGAAAAACACAGAAAAAGACUUCAGUGAAAGAUCCAUAUAUAGGCUCAUCAAAAAAGUCAACCACAUAUAUGUGCAAAAUGUGUCCAUUUACUACAUCAGCCAGAAGCAUUUUAAAAAAACACAUGGAAUACUUGCAUCCAACAUCGUGCAUUGAUCCAUUUGGUAGCCAUCUUAGAUUAGAAAAAAGGAAAAGUAGCAUAAUUGAAGAACCUUUAGAUUUUGGUAGCAGAACUAAACAAUUGAUCAAACAAUCAUCUACAUUUCCAAAGAAUUCUGUUCUAAAGCAAGAUGUAAAAAGAUCAUUUGGCUCAGCUUCACAAUCCAGUAACUUUGCGAAACUUCACAAGAGACCCCGCAGGAUACAGAAGGCUCGGAAAAGCGUUUCACAGUCAGCUAAACUUAACUCUGCUGAAAAAAAAGACAGCUAUGAAACGGAGGAUGAAAGUUCAUGGGAUAAUGUUGAACUAUGUGAUUACACUGCACAGUCUAUGGAGGAUGAAUCUUACAGUGAUAUUAAUCAGGAUCAUGUAAACCUAUUCCCUUUAUUCAAAGGUAAAAUGGAGGAUCAAGAAGCUGGUGAUAAAUCCUCUCUUCAUUAUGAGCAGAAUGAUGGUUUUUAUUUUGAGUAUUAUGAAGAUGCAGAGAGUAGUAACUUUCUGCAUGAAUUACAUGAUCCUCAAAAUUUAGAAAACGUAGGAACAGCAUUGCCAAAGCAUAACUCAGUUUUCCAUUGGACUGAUUUAUCACUUGAGAAGAAGUCCUGUCCAUACUGUCCAGCAACAUUUGAAACAGGAGUUGGAUUGUCUAAUCAUGUCCGUGGGCAUCUUCACAGAGCUGGAUUAAGCUAUGAAGCCCGCCAUGUUGUUUCACCGGAGCAGAUAGCGACAAGUGACAAAAUGCAGCAUUUCAAAAGAACUGGAACAGGAACCCCUGUUAAACGAGUUAGAAAAGCUAUUGAGAAAUCUGAAACUUCUUCUGAACACACAUGCCAGCUCUGUGGAGGUUGGUUUGAUACGAAAAUUGGAUUGUCUAAUCAUGUGCGAGGACACCUGAAAAGGCUUGGCAAAACCAAGUGGGAUGCACACAAGUCUCCAAUCUGCGUUCUAAAUGAGAUGAUGCAAAAUGAAGAAAAAUAUGAAAAAAUCCUAAAGGCAUUGAACAGUCGCCGUAUUAUUCCCAGACCAUUUGUCGCUCAGAAACUUGCUUCAAAUGAUGACUUUUUAUCUCAAAAUGUUAUACCUCUUGAAGCAUACCGUAAUGGCCUAAAGACUGAAGAUAUUUCAGUGUCUGCAUCCGAGGAAGAAGGUCUGAGUUUCCUAAAUGAAUGUGAUGAAACAAAAACAGUACUACAUGAUGAAAAAAAAAAUCAGUCACUUACACUGAUAGAACUUCUGAAAAAUAAAAGGUUAGGAGAAGAAAGGAAUCCUGAUAUCUCUCCUCAAAAGAUCCAUAAUCAAACUGCAAGGAAGAGGUUUGUUCAGAAAUGUGUUCUUCCAUUAAAUGAAGACAGUCCAUUGAUGUAUCAGCCGCAAAGAAUGGACUUGACAAUGCAGUCAGCCUUAGAUUGUAAGCAAAAAAAGUCAAGAUCAAGAUCUGGAAGCAAGAAAAAAAUGCUGCCAUUACCUCAUAGUGCUGAUGAAGUUUACAUACUCCGAUGCAGGUUUUGUGGUCUGGUCUUUCGAGGACCAUUGUCUGUUCAGGAAGACUGGAUAAAGCACUUGCAGAGACACAUCGUCAAUGCAAAUCUUCCACGGACUGGGGCUGGCAUGGUUGAGGUCACAUCGCUACUUAAAAAGCCUGCUUCAAUUACUGAAACUUCGUUUUCUUUACUGAUGGCAGAAGCAGCAUCAUAG
Emys orbicularis (European pond turtle) is the source of this 3545-nucleotide messenger RNA. RefSeq names its product zinc finger protein 644 (gene ZNF644). The transcript has 6 exons. The coding region runs from base 21 to 3545 and encodes 1174 amino acids. The record is from RefSeq and is a predicted model, not a curated record. Gene Ontology annotation, cellular component: nucleus. Gene Ontology annotation, biological process: regulation of transcription by RNA polymerase II. Gene Ontology annotation, molecular function: DNA-binding transcription factor activity, RNA polymerase II-specific; RNA polymerase II cis-regulatory region sequence-specific DNA binding. Lineage: Eukaryota; Metazoa; Chordata; Testudines; Emydidae.